AGUGUUCCCGGAGCCGCGCCGAGUGAGGGGCCGCAGACUUUGCUCAUGGCGCAGCGGGUGCGUGGUGGGGGUGUUGUCCCUCCGCUAGGGUCAGGGCGAGGAUGGGGGCUCCUGCCCUGGCCGAAGACCUUCCUGUCCACCCAGCCCAGGCCAGCUUCAAUUUCCAACAGUGAGGGCAAGGCUUCCCCUCCUGCCUGGGCAGAGCGAGGUUUCCGCAGGCUCCACAAGGGGGAAGCCGGGAGGAAACUUGGGCCGGUGAGAAGUUUCCUUCUUUUUUUUUUUUUUUUUUUUUUUUGAGACGGAGUUUCGCACUUGUUGCCCAGACUGGAGUGCAAUGGCGCAAUCUCGGCUCACUGCAACCUCUGCCUCCCGGGUUCAAGCUAUUCUCCUGUCUCAAGCCUCCCUAGUAGCUGGGAUUACAGGUGCCCGCCACCAGGCGCGUCUAAUUUUUGCAUCUUUUAGUGGAGACGAGGUUUCACCAUGUUGGCCAGGCUGAUUCUGAACUCCUGACCUCAGGUGAUCCACCCGCCGCGGCCUCCCAAAGUGCUGCGAUUACAGGCAUGAGCCACCACCCCCGGCCUGUUUCCUUCUUUUUCUGCCUCCCAAACUGGGUUUGGAGGUUUUGCUGUUCUGUGUUGGGAGGAAAAGAGGCCGGAUCUGGAGCCGUUGGGCAGUGGCAGGUGUUGGGGGUGGCAUCCUGUCUCAGUCUCUGGAGUGACAGGGCCCGGGUUGGGGUCUCAACCGGGACUUCUGGUUGCAGGAGCUCAUGGCAAGGAUUUCUGCCACCCUCAAUAUCCGCCCCACCAACGUUUGGUCCUCCCCCUUCCUGGGGGACUGUGGUUGGAGAGAAGGGGAGAGACAGCUGGAAUCACUAUAGGCCUUUCUCCUCGGCUGCCCAUGGGGGGGUGGGGGAUUAGGCGGGUGCUUUGCUGCUGCAGUCCCCAAGCUGGCCUGGAAGCCUGGAGCUGCCUUGUCCUUGUCCCCUGUGUCCACCUCUCCCCAGCCUGUGUGAUUAAACCCCACCCCCACACCCCAUGGGAUGCAGGGGGAAAGGCUUGUGUAUUGCACUGGGGUGGGGGUACAUUUUUGCUUCGACUCUGAGUCCCCGUGAAAGAGUCCCUAGAGAAGUGUGCCUAGGUGGGGGUGGGCAUGAUGGCCUAGCUGGCAGCUGCUGGUUUCAGUUCCUGGGAAUCAGGCUGUAUGUGGUGGGUCUGCCUGGGGGUGGCUUAGGGGGCAGGCAGGAGGACACAGGUGCCUUUUUCACCUACCCCCAGGCUGCUUCAGACUUCUUUCUUGCCCCCUCACCCCUAGGCUAUACUUGGUUGCCCACGUGGCUCCUGUUAGGUCAUCAACAGCCACUGAAUCUGCCCUCAUUUUUACAAAUGGGGAAACUGAGGGAGGCCCGAGCCCUUGCCAACCAGGGCCUUCUGGACAGAGGACCAGACCUGAGCAUCCCGCUUCUUGGCUGCCAGAGCCAAGGCCCUGCCUGCUUUGUGGUUGGUGUCAUGGUAGAUUUUCCUGGGAAGCAGGCAUAGCUGGGCAGGGGCCUGGGCGGGUGGCAGGGGGUGCUGAGCUGGGGUGCUGCUGAUGGGAAGAGGGCUGGAGAGUGCCAGGAAGUCCUUGGUUUCUGGUUCUACCGGGGCCAAGUCUGCCCUCUGUCCCCUUUCCCUUUUCUUUCAUGUUUUCCCCAGAGUCCCCACCUCCCUGCUUCCUUUAGGGAUUAGCUAGUCUUGGUUAGAGAGGAAUGGGGGAAGCGGGGAGGGAACCACAGCCUCGGAGGCUGCGGAGAAGGACCGGAGACCGGGAGUGGGUGGCAGUCCUGCAUUUGUGGAAGAAGCUGUGGAGCAAUGUGGACCCACAAAGAUGGCACUUACGGUGGAACUCAUGGCAAAGAAGGAGUGGUACUGCUGGACUUUGCUGCAGCUGGAGGGGAGCUCGGCUGGCUCACACACCCGUAUGGCAAAGGGUGGGACCUGAUGCAGAACAUCAUGAAUGACAUGCCGAUCUACAUGUACUCCGUGUGCAACGUGAUGUCUGGCGACCAGGACAACUGGCUCCGCACCAACUGGGUGUACCGAGGAGAGGCUGAGCGUAUCUUCAUUGAGCUCAAGUUUACUGUACGUGACUGCAACAGCUUCCCUGGUGGCGCCAGCUCCUGCAAGGAGACUUUCAACCUCUACUAUGCCGAGUCGGACCUGGACUACGGCACCAACUUCCAGAAGCGCCUGUUCACCAAGAUUGACACCAUUGCGCCCGAUGAGAUCACCGUCAGCAGCGACUUCGAGGCACGCCACGUGAAGCUGAACGUGGAGGAGCGCUCCGUGGGGCCGCUCACCCGCAAAGGCUUCUACCUGGCCUUCCAGGAUAUCGGUGCCUGUGUGGCGCUGCUCUCCGUCCGUGUCUACUACAAGAAGUGCCCCGAGCUGCUGCAGGGCCUGGCCCACUUCCCUGAGACCAUCGCCGGCUCUGAUGCACCUUCCCUGGCCACUGUGGCCGGCACCUGUGUGGACCAUGCCGUGGUGCCACCGGGGGGUGAAGAGCCCCGUAUGCACUGUGCAGUGGAUGGCGAGUGGCUGGUGCCCAUUGGGCAGUGCCUGUGCCAGGCAGGCUACGAGAAGGUGGAGGAUGCCUGCCAGGCCUGCUCGCCUGGAUUUUUUAAGUUUGAGGCAUCUGAGAGCCCCUGCUUGGAGUGCCCUGAGCACACGCUGCCAUCCCCUGAGGGUGCCACCUCCUGCGAGUGUGAGGAAGGCUUCUUCCGGGCACCUCAGGACCCAGCGUCGAUGCCUUGCACACGACCCCCCUCCGCCCCACACUACCUCACAGCCGUGGGCAUGGGUGCCAAGGUGGAGCUGCGCUGGACGCCCCCUCAGGACAGCGGGGGCCGCGAGGACAUUGUCUACAGCGUCACCUGCGAACAGUGCUGGCCCGAGUCUGGGGAAUGCGGGCCGUGUGAGGCCAGUGUGCGCUACUCGGAGCCUCCUCACGGACUGACCCGCACCAGUGUGACAGUGAGCGACCUGGAGCCCCACAUGAACUACACCUUCACCGUGGAGGCCCGCAAUGGCGUCUCAGGCCUGGUAACCAGCCGCAGCUUCCGUACUGCCAGUGUCAGCAUCAACCAGACAGAGCCCCCCAAGGUGAGGCUGGAGGGCCGCAGCACCACCUCGCUUAGCGUCUCCUGGAGCAUCCCCCCGCCGCAGCAGAGCCGAGUGUGGAAGUACGAGGUCACUUACCGCAAGAAGGGAGACUCCAACAGCUACAAUGUGCGCCGCACCGAGGGUUUCUCCGUGACCCUGGACGACCUGGCCCCAGACACCACCUACCUGGUCCAGGUGCAGGCACUGACGCAGGAGGGCCAGGGGGCCGGCAGCAAGGUGCACGAAUUCCAGACGCUGUCCCCGGAGGGAUCUGGCAACUUGGCGGUGAUUGGCGGCGUGGCUGUCGGUGUGGUCCUGCUUCUGGUGCUGGCAGGAGUUGGCUUCUUUAUCCACCGCAGGAGGAAGAACCAGCGUGCCCGCCAGUCCCCGGAGGACGUUUACUUCUCCAAGUCAGAACAACUGAAGCCCCUGAAGACAUACGUGGACCCCCACACAUAUGAGGACCCCAACCAGGCUGUGUUGAAGUUCACUACCGAGAUCCAUCCAUCCUGUGUCACUCGGCAGAAGGUGAUCGGAGCAGGAGAGUUUGGGGAGGUGUACAAGGGCAUGCUGAAGACAUCCUCGGGGAAGAAGGAGGUGCCGGUGGCCAUCAAGACGCUGAAAGCCGGCUACACAGAGAAGCAGCGAGUGGACUUCCUCGGCGAGGCCGGCAUCAUGGGCCAGUUCAGCCACCACAACAUCAUCCGCCUAGAGGGCGUCAUCUCCAAAUACAAGCCCAUGAUGAUCAUCACUGAGUACAUGGAGAAUGGGGCCCUGGACAAGUUCCUUCGGGAGAAGGAUGGCGAGUUCAGCGUGCUGCAGCUGGUGGGCAUGCUGCGGGGCAUCGCAGCUGGCAUGAAGUACCUGGCCAACAUGAACUAUGUGCACCGUGACCUGGCUGCCCGCAACAUCCUCGUCAACAGCAACCUGGUCUGCAAGGUGUCUGACUUUGGCCUGUCCCGCGUGCUGGAGGACGACCCCGAGGCCACCUACACCACCAGUGGCGGCAAGAUCCCCAUCCGCUGGACCGCCCCGGAGGCCAUUUCCUACCGGAAGUUCACCUCUGCCAGCGACGUGUGGAGCUUUGGCAUUGUCAUGUGGGAGGUGAUGACCUAUGGCGAGCGGCCCUACUGGGAGUUGUCCAACCACGAGGUGAUGAAAGCCAUCAAUGAUGGCUUCCGGCUCCCCACACCCAUGGACUGCCCCUCCGCCAUCUACCAGCUCAUGAUGCAGUGCUGGCAGCAGGAGCGUGCCCGCCGCCCCAAGUUCGCUGACAUCGUCAGCAUCCUGGACAAGCUCAUUCGUGCCCCUGACUCCCUCAAGACCCUGGCUGACUUUGACCCCCGCGUGUCUAUCCGGCUCCCCAGCACGAGCGGCUCGGAGGGGGUGCCCUUCCGCACGGUGUCCGAGUGGCUGGAGUCCAUCAAGAUGCAGCAGUAUACGGAGCACUUCAUGGCGGCCGGCUACACUGCCAUCGAGAAGGUGGUGCAGAUGACCAACGACGACAUCAAGAGGAUUGGGGUGCGGCUGCCCGGCCACCAGAAGCGCAUCGCCUACAGCCUGCUGGGACUCAAGGACCAGGUGAACACUGUGGGGAUCCCCAUCUGAGCCUCGACAGGGCCUGGAGCCCCAUCGGCCAAGAAUACUUGAAGAAACAGAGUGGCCUCCCUGCUGUGCCAUGCUGGGCCACUGGGGACUUUAUUUAUUUCUAGUUCUUUCCUCCCCCUGCAACUUCCGCUGAGGGGUCUCGGAUGACACCCUGGCCUGAACUGAGGAGAUGACCAGGGAUGCUGGGCUGGGCCCUCUUUCCCUGCGAGACGCACACAGCUGAGCACUUAGCAGGCACCGCCACGUCCCAGCAUCCCUGGAGCAGGAGCCCCGCCACAGCCUUCGGACAGACAUAUGGGAUAUUCCCAAGCCGACCUUCCCUCCGCCUUCUCCCACAUGAGGCCAUCUCAGGAGAUGGAGGGCUUGGCCCAGCGCCAAGUAAACAGGGUACCUCAAGCCCCAUUUCCUCACACUAAGAGGGCAGACUGUGAACUUGACUGGGUGAGACCCAAAGCGGUCCCUGUCCCUCUAGUGCCUUCUUUAGACCCUCGGGCCCCAUCCUCAUCCCUGACUGGCCAAACCCUUGCUUUCCUGGGCCUUUGCAAGAUGCUUGGUUGUGUUGAGGUUUUUAAAUAUAUAUUUUGUACUUUGUGGAGAGAAUGUGUGUGUGUGGCAGGGGGCCCCGCCAGGGCUGGGGACAGAGGGUGUCAAACAUUCGUGAGCUGGGGACUCAGGGACCGGUGCUGCAGGAGUGUCCUGCCCAUGCCCCAGUCGGCCCCAUCUCUCAUCCUUUUGGAUAAGUUUCUAUUCUGUCAGUGUUAAAGAUUUUGUUUUGUUGGACAUUUUUUUCGAAUCUUAAUUUAUUAUUUUUUUUAUAUUUAUUGUUAGAAAAUGACUUAUUUCUGCUCUGGAAUAAAGUUGCAGAUGAUUCAAACCGA
This is a messenger RNA of Homo sapiens (human), 5623 nucleotides long. RefSeq names its product EPH receptor A2 (gene EPHA2). Gene Ontology annotation, cellular component: membrane; ruffle membrane; plasma membrane. The coding region runs from base 1848 to 4745 and encodes 965 amino acids. Gene Ontology annotation, molecular function: ephrin receptor activity; ATP binding; protein kinase activity. The record is from RefSeq and is a predicted model, not a curated record. Lineage: Eukaryota; Metazoa; Chordata; Mammalia; Primates; Hominidae. The transcript is spliced from 17 exons. Gene Ontology annotation, biological process: regulation of blood vessel endothelial cell migration; bone remodeling; response to stress.